Mya arenaria is the source of this 1908-nucleotide messenger RNA. RefSeq lists its product as uncharacterized. The transcript has 6 exons. Lineage: Eukaryota; Metazoa; Mollusca; Bivalvia; Myida; Myidae. The coding region runs from base 1 to 1908 and encodes 635 amino acids. The record is from RefSeq and is a predicted model, not a curated record.
AUGACUCUUAGAGAAAUACUUUUCGGAUUAUGUGGAAUGCUGGUUCUUGGAUUUGUGCAAUGCUAUACUGAUGCAGACGUUAAAGAAUGCGGUGCACUUUCAUUCGGCAGUGUUACUUGUUCAAGUCUCAACUAUUUCUACCGCGAGUGUUACGUGCCCGGAGCAGAAGUCAUCUACCUUAUAAAGCUUCACCAGAACCUAACGUCAGAAAACUGCGCGUUUAAAUCCACGUUUGGUUACCGUGGCAAGGCGGUCUGGGUCACCAAUGGAUGCAGUGGCAUCUUCUACCUUUGCUAUAGCUAUAACGGUUCAGUUCCGGUAUCCACACCAGGCACGUCUCCACCGAAAACAGGCGACGACGAUGUCCAGUCUGCAUCCACCGCGGUUCUCAGCAAUGAUAUCUACAUCUACAUUAUUGUCGGAUCUUGUGUCAUUUUCCUCGUCGGCAUCUGUCUCAUGGUCGGCUGUGUCCUCAAACGACGGCAACAGAACGACAGUACGAGACAUCUUGCUGAGAAGCGUCAGAUCCGAAUAGCGCUGCGCGAGCACCUGGAGGAUCGAGAGGAAAAUGGUGUGAGUGUGAUCCCGAUUGCCGACAUGUCGCUCUCGGUAGAGUCCCUGAAUACCCUCGACCCAAAUGACUACCCAGAAUCCAUUUGCUCCAGUAGAAGUUCUACUUCCGGUAUGACUAUGACCUCAUCACGAACAACUAGCCAUUUGAUUAGGGGCAGGCCUAGUACUGGCUCUAGAAGAAGUGUAUCGCAUAUUCCUUCCGGUCGACUGAAAAAGGGCUACAGUACUCCAGAUAUACACGCUCUCGGGAAAAUGUAUUGUGCAAUGAAUAUGCAGAACAGAGGGAGCCAACGCCAUUCAAAUAGCCGAAGCAGUCAACGAAGCAUAAACAGUACAUACAGUGUUGGCGGUGGAAAUCGACGCUUAAACGUUUUUGAUAUACCAAUUGAGAGACGGCUUCGGCAACAAGCUAAGCGGACAGAAAGGUUUGCCGCUGGUUUUUCCGGUUCGUGUGCUGAUAAGGCGUACCGCGGGAGCGUUCGAAGCGUCCAGGGUUUUCCAACCAACCGAAAUGUUACUCGGGCAAUUGUCCACUCCCCGUCUCAAAGCGCCAGUGAAGAGUUUCAACGAGAACCAAGCAGCAGAAGUCGGCGAUCCUUGAGAUUUUCCCUUGACCAUGAUCCGACGUCGACGACAAUCUAUGAGCAGGCUGAUAUACAUGUGUCAAAUGAAAAAUCCACCAAUGGCAUCAUUAACAGGAAUGCUGAAAUACAAGAAUUUAAUGUCAAUACUCAAGAACAAUUUGUUGGACAGUGGCAAAAAAGUGAACUUCAGAAUGACCGUCCCCUAUCAGAGUUACACUAUCACGAUCCAGAUUCACUGCAGAUUCAAAGCAGGCCACGCGCAAUACUUACUGAGCCCGCCCGACCACUUACCCCAACUAAACCACACUUAGAAACUAUUUACAGCAAGGUGGCAAGGCCUAGAAUAAUUCAUCCAAAACCCAAACUUAUUAGCAAUAACAUUUAUGCAACCGUAAAUAAAAGUAUGUUCAGAGCGACCACACAGUUAGAAUCGUCGGGCAUAUAUGAACAAACCCCUCAACUAACUGCGGCUGCUAAAAAUGGACAGGUACAUGACAAAACAGAACUUUGUAUUCCGGACGAGAGCGGUAUGACAGGUAUUGACAACCACGCCUUUGAAAUAUACGGGUCAUAUGAUGUCAUUUCAAAAUUGGAUGAGAUUAUCAAUUUAGAAGAUGAUGAAGAGGACGUCACUCCGACGGAAACGUCCGAAAGAGGCGACAUGUAUGCACGUAUGGCAACGUUUAAGCCAAUUAAACCCCUGUCACCUAUUACGAUAGUUGGAUUGACAGAUUCUUCAUCAAAUAUUUGA